Cygnus atratus (black swan) is the source of this 2351-nucleotide messenger RNA. RefSeq names its product dynein axonemal intermediate chain 1 (gene DNAI1). Gene Ontology annotation, cellular component: outer dynein arm. Gene Ontology annotation, biological process: outer dynein arm assembly; cilium movement. NCBI's taxonomy places the organism in Eukaryota, Metazoa, Chordata, Aves, Anseriformes, Anatidae. The coding region runs from base 1 to 2187 and encodes 728 amino acids. The record is from RefSeq and is a predicted model, not a curated record. The transcript has 20 exons. Gene Ontology annotation, molecular function: dynein heavy chain binding; dynein light chain binding.
AUGGCUGCCGGAGUCAACUUCCGGCGGGGGGGCGGCCGUGGCGGAGGGGCGCCAUGCCGGCUAAGGCGGGCGACGGGCAGCGGCAGAGCCAAAGUGGACCUUCAGGAGGAAAGGCAGCACCUACCGAGGCCUGCUAAAGCUGUAUCUAAAAAACGGGAUGAAGAUGCGUCCACUGACGUGGGAGAGGGGGCGGAUGAGUGGACAGCAGUAAAGACUCUGGUCAAACCCCCAGAUCAACUGGAGUUGACUGAAGCUGAAUUAAAAGAGGAAUUUACACGUGUUCUGACAGCUAAUAAUCCCCAUGCUCCCCAGAAUAUUGUCAGAUACAGCUUUAAAGAACGAGCAUACAAGCCAAUAGGCUAUGUAGAUCAAACAGCCAUUCACUUCUCUUUGAAUGGAAACCUGAUCCUCAAAGAUUCAGAUGAAGGCAGACGACAGAGUAUGAGAUCUGCUGUAUCAGAAAAAGCUUCUCUUGAGACUUCUGCAGUAAUAUCUGAAGAGACAGAGAUUAAAGAUGAAGAAGGUACAGAAGAUACUCAGGCUGCAGGAGAAGAAGAGGCAGAGGAGGCAGGAACAGCAGAAGAAGCCGAAGCAGCAGAGGCAGAAGAGCCUCCUCCCCCAAGAGUGAAGGAGCAGAAGCUUGCAAACCAGUUCAACUUCAUUGAGAGAGCUUCAAAGACACUCAACAACCCUUUGAGGGAAAGAGCAUGUCAAUCGGAGCCUACGCCUUGUAAAAACUUUUCAGCCACUGCUAACCAGUGGGAAAUCUAUGAUGCUUAUGUGGAGGAGCUUCAGAAAAUGGAAAAGUCAAAAGAGAAAGAAAAAACAAAAGCUCAGAUAGCAAAGAAAGAAGAGAAGAAGAAGGGAAGAAAGUUAACUUCUCUGGAAUCACAGAGUGAUGAUAUAACCAAGAUCUCAAAGGCUGCUAAAAUAAUGGAGCGAAUGGUGAAUCAGAACAUAUUUGAUGACAUUGCACAAGAUUUUAAAUAUUUUGAGGAUGCCUCCGAUGAAUACAGGGACCAGGGAGGAACCCUCCUCCCUCUCUGGAAGUUCCAGUAUGACAAAACCAAGAGACUUGCAGUUACUGCCAUCUCCUGGAAUCCAAAGUACAAGGACCUAUUUGCAGUGGGAUACGGCUCUUAUGACUUCAUGAAGCAGAGCCAUGGCAUGCUCCUGCUCUACACCAUGAAGAACCCCUCUUUCCCAGAGUAUGUCUUCAGCAGUGAGAGUGGCAUCAUGUGCCUGGACAUCCACAAUGACCACCCCUACCUCGUGGCAGUGGGCUUCUAUGACGGCAAUGUGGCCAUCUACAACCUGAAGAAGGCAACCUCCCAGCCCAGCUACAAGAGUAGUGCUAAGUCAGGAAAGCACACAGAUCCAGUGUGGCAGGUCAAGUGGCAGAAGGAUGACAUGGACAACAAUUUGAACUUCUUCUCUGUCUCCUCGGAUGGACGGAUUGUGUCGUGGACUUUAGUUAAGAAUGAGCUGGUUCAUACAGAUGUCAUCAAACUGUCAGCAGAGGGAACAACGAUGCAGGGGCCAGAGGGGCUGCAGCUGCAAACGCUUGGCUGCGGGACAUCGUUUGAUUUUCACAAAAAGAUAGACUAUUUGUUUCUUGUUGGUACUGAAGAGGGAAAGAUCUAUAAGUGUUCAAAAUGCUAUUCGAGCCAGUUUCUGGAUGUGUUUGAAGCCCAUCACAUGGCCGUGGAUUCAGUCAGCUGGAAUCCCUACCACUUGAAAGUCUUCAUUUCCUGCAGCUCUGACUGGACAGUCAAGAUCUGGGAUCACACCAUCAAGACUCCGAUGUUUAUUUAUGACCUGCAUUCUGCUGUAGGGGACGUUGUCUGGUCCCCUUACUCCUCCACGGUCUUUGCUGCAGUCACCACUGAUGGCAAGGCCCAUGUGUUUGAUCUGAGCAUUAAUAAGUAUGAAGCUCUAUGCACCCAGGUAGUGGUGGCCAAGAAGAAAAAUAAAAUAACCCAUAUCCAGUUUAACCCUGUGUACCCUGUUGUCAUCAUUGGAGAUGAGAGAGGCCACAUCACCUGCUUGAAGCUCUCUCCCAAUCUGCGUAAGAUGCCCAAGGAGAAGAAAGGCCAGGAGGUGAAGAAGGGCCCGGAGGUGGAAAUCGCGAAGAUGGACAAGCUGCUGAACCUGGUGAGAGAGCCGGAUGGCACAGCCGGGAAGUGAGCAGUGGGAGCGACGGCUGUGCCAGGCCCCGCGGGCCGGCGAACAAGCCCUGCUUUGACCAGCGGCUGCUUGGCAUGCGAGCCGUGGGCCCCGCUCCGCCUGCUCUUUGCAGAGCGGGAGCACUUCGUCUCUGUGCCCAGACAAAUAAAGAGUCGCUGAAAGGC